Molecule: messenger RNA, 636 nt
Organism: Macrosiphum euphorbiae (potato aphid)
Lineage: Eukaryota; Metazoa; Arthropoda; Insecta; Hemiptera; Aphididae
Source: the annotation of a GenBank genome assembly
AUGGUGACGGGACGAGAAGAAAACAGGAUGAAAACCGAACAGAGUGGUGUCAAAAGAUCGAGGAGGCAAUCAGGGGAUGAGUUGAACGCGAACAUGGUAACUUCACAGAAGAUAUACGACUAUGAUGAUAUCAAUAUAAUAAUUUAUCGACAUGUGUUGAAAACAAAAUUAUUAUACUUACGAAAAGAGUUUACUAAUUAUGGAGUUCAGCGUAAAAAUUAUAUACGACCUUUAACACAAUUAAAAUUAUCGACUGUACAUAUUAAAGAAUUUAAACCUAAUCAAAAUGUUCGAUUAUUACAUUUAUAUAAUUCUAAUAUGUUAAUUGAAGUACAAAGAUUAUUACAUCUGAAUGAAAGUAUAGCUUUUAAAUUUUGUAAAACGUUAGUAACAUCAUCAUUAUCUAUGUUAUGCGAUAUUAAUUUGAUUGAAAAUAUGAUUGAUGAUAAUUUUAAAGAAAAAUAUCGUAUAAAUGAGUUUAUUAAUCGAUGCACACGUUGUUCAUUUUAUCAUGAUAAUAUUUAUACUCUGACAAGUGACCGCUCUGUAAAAGAUUUCAAAUGGCGUUAUCCAUUGUUGACUAUUCAAGAAUGUGAACGUAUAAUUAAUAACUGUACAAUAAAAAAAUAUUUUUAA